Papaver somniferum (opium poppy) is the source of this 1059-nucleotide messenger RNA. Its product is annotated as 11-beta-hydroxysteroid dehydrogenase 1B-like. NCBI's taxonomy places the organism in Eukaryota, Viridiplantae, Streptophyta, Magnoliopsida, Ranunculales, Papaveraceae. Gene Ontology annotation, molecular function: oxidoreductase activity. The record is from RefSeq and is a predicted model, not a curated record. Bases 1 to 1059 code for a protein of 352 amino acids. The transcript is spliced from 6 exons.
AUGUUGGUGGAGUUACUGCAUCGUUUAAUGAAUUUGGUGUUACCACCAACCAGCUUCAUCACACUCUUAUUCUUUGUACCACCAUAUUACUUUUUCAAGUUACUUCUUUCUGCUAUCAAUUCUGUUUUCAGUGAAAACCUCUCUGGAAAAGUCGUCCUCAUCACAGGUGCUUCCUCGGGAAUUGGCGAGCAACUGGCGUAUCAGUAUGCGAGAAGAGGAGCAAACUUGGUUCUCGUUGCGAGGAGAAAGAAAGCUCUUGAAGAAGUUGCGGAUAAUGCCCAUUAUCAUGGUGCUCCUGACGUUCUUGCUAUUAAAGCAGAUGUCUCUAAGGUUGAUGAAUGCCGAAGAUUUAUUGAUGAAGCGGUGAAUCACUUUGGCAGGUUGGAUCAUUUGGUAAACAAUGCUGGCAUCAGUUCUGUCUGCAUGUUUGAAGAAUCUGGAGAUAUUGCUAAUUUUGCACCAAUAAUGGACAUUAACUUUUGGGGAGCAGUUUAUCCAACUUAUUUUGCGGUUCCUCAGCUUAGGAAGAGCAAUGGUAGGAUCGUUGUGACGGCUUCUGCCGCUGGAUGGUUACCUACUCCCAGAAUGAGCUACUACAAUGCAAGCAAAGCUGCACUCAUAAAUUUCUUUGAUGGCUUACGAACCGAAUUUGGCUCUGACAUCAAAAUCACAAUAGCAACUCCGGGGUAUAUAGAAUCAGAGUUGACCCAAGGCAAAUUCCUGAUGAAAGAUGGUAAUACGGAAGUGGAUCAAGAUAUGAGAGAUGUUCAAAUUGGUCCAGCACCGGUAUUACGAGCAGAACAGUGUGCAAGGGGAAUAGUCAAUAGCGCAUGUAGGGGUGAUAGAUAUGUUACGGAGCCUGCUUGGUUCAAGGCAGCAUAUCUGUGGAGAGUGUUUUGUCCCGAGCUGCUGGAAUGGAUGAUGAGAAUGCUACUAAUGACAGGAACUGGAUCUUCUGAGACUGAUGCACUGACCAAGAAGAUAUUAGACAUUACUGGAGCCAAGUACUUUUUUUAUCCAGAUUCCAUCCGCGCACAAUCCGAGCUCAAGACUGACUGA